Messenger RNA from Panicum virgatum (switchgrass), 1204 nucleotides. RefSeq names its product cysteine-rich repeat secretory protein 55-like. The record is from RefSeq and is a predicted model, not a curated record. The transcript has a single exon. The coding region runs from base 613 to 981 and encodes 122 amino acids. NCBI's taxonomy places the organism in Eukaryota, Viridiplantae, Streptophyta, Magnoliopsida, Poales, Poaceae.
ACUGGAAAACUGGACCCGUCGCCCAUCCAUGCCAAUUCUGCGCCAACCAUACCCAGUCAACCAUGUCCGGCUGCGUAUUUCUUGGCGCCAAUCGCUCGUCGUCUCGUCUGUGUAAUUUACCAAAGCUUGCCCUUGCUGCCUAUAUAUGCAUGCCAUGGCAGCAAACAAGCCGGCUGACAGGAGGGAGAAGACGACAUCCACAAACAAACCAACAAUGGUGUCCUCGCCGCCGCCGCGGCGGCGGCCCCGCGGCUGAGCUCGGCCGUGGACCCCGUGGGCACGUACUGCGCCAAGAACUUCACGGACGCGCAGACGCAGGCGAGCAUCGGCCAGGUGCUCGCCUCCCUCGUCCCGCGCGCCUCGGCCGCCUACUACGCCACGGCCACCGCCGGCAGCGGCGGCUCCGCCGUCUGGGGCCUCGCGCAGUGCCGCGGCGACAUCCCGGCCCCCGACUGCGCGCGCUGCGUCGCCGCGGCCGCCGGCCACCUCGCCUCGGCGUGCCGGGGCCAGGCGGACGCGCGGGCCUGGUACGACUACUGCUUCCUGCGCUACAGCGACGCCGACUUCCUGGGCCUGCCGGACACCGGGUACACGCUCAUCCUCAUCAACACCAUGAACGCCAGCGACCCCGCCGCGUUCGACCGCGCCGAGCGGAAGCUCAUGGCGUGGGUGGCGGCGGAGGCCGGCGUCCUCGCGAGCCGCGGGCUGGCGAGGGAGACGGCGAGGUUUGGCUUGGCAACGACCAUCUACGGGCUCGGGUGGUGCACCAGGGACAUCACCGCCGCCGACUGCGGGCUGUGCGUGGCGCAGGCCGUGGCGGAGCUGCCCAACUACUGCCGCUUCCGGCGCGGCUGCCGCGUGCUCUACAGCAGCUGCAUGGCGCGCUACGAGACCUACCCCUUCUUCUUCCCCGUCAGCGGCGCCGCCGCCGCUUCCUCCCACGACGGCGAGUACCAGAAAGUCGUCUUGAACCACACGUAGUUCGACCGUUUUGUCAAUCUCAUCAGCUUCAGUAAUCGCUAUCAAAAUGUUGUACAAUGCCCAUAUAUGUUUCGAUUCAAUAAUGCGGAUGCUUGCAUUGCAUUCACUAACUAUCUAGAAACAAUCACUCGUCAUUAGUAAUUUGAAGAGAGGAGUGUUUAUUUUACUGAACACAUUCAUGUGCACACACAAUGCAAAUUAUUUUGAGAAAUAAUUAAAAUGC